This is a messenger RNA of Helicoverpa zea (corn earworm), 2451 nucleotides long. It is a transcript of the gene pio, whose product is annotated as cuticlin-4. Lineage: Eukaryota; Metazoa; Arthropoda; Insecta; Lepidoptera; Noctuidae. Bases 325 to 1587 code for a protein of 420 amino acids. The record is from RefSeq and is a predicted model, not a curated record. The transcript is spliced from 10 exons.
GUCAGUGCAACACCCGACGUAGAACGCGCGGCCGCGAUGCGAAAGCCAACGAACAAUUUAAAAAACGAACACGAAUCAACAUUCUCAAUUUGAAAAUUAACCAUUCUUCUAACGUAUUCUGUUAAAAUCGAACGUGUGUUUCAAAUUCAAAAUUGGAAUAAUGUGAAUUUGUUUUUUUUUUUUGCUUUUUUUCUUCAUGUGCAGGAAUGUGGUAGUGUCCAUGUACAAAACCAGUGUUGUGUGAUUUUUUUAUUGUUUUUUUUUUUAAUGAGGUGACAGCCUCGGAGGUUUUGUGUGGGAUCGAAUCGUUUUAAAGACUGAAUCAUGUGGCGACUCCUGGUAAUGACAGCGCUCCUAGCGACCGCGCGUUCCAAACAGCUACCCUCCUCCACCGAAUUAGCAACGACAACAGUAGGCACAGCUACAGAAGCCGACACCACAGCGUGGCCGAGCUCCGUCGCCCCUCUCGACACUCUCACCGUGUCCUGCGAGAAGGACAGCAUGCAUGUUACCGUGUCGCUGUCCAGUACCCACGGCAGGAACAGCAUAUACGACACGUUCAACGGCAUCGUCUACCCAGCAGGCCUGGGCAGCAACUCGUCCUGUCUCCGGGAGUAUGUCUCCGAGAAAGGGGACCUGCACUACACGCUCCCUCUGAGAGGGUGUAACACUAUGUCUAAUGAUAAUGAGGACGGCACCGUAGAGUACUACAACAACAUAAUAGUGCAGCCCCACCUGCGCCUGGUGACGGGCCAGGGUCGAGGGUACCACGUCCGCUGCAGGUACCGCCGACGGGAUCUCACGCACUUCCAUCUGUACCGGCCGCGCGCUGAUCGGCUGACUAACUCGCUGGCUGAUGAUUUUAGUAGUGAUCAUACCAGUGACGAAUUCGACGAGGACUCAGGACUGUUACCUUCCGUAUCUAUGAAGAUUUAUAAGGGAGACCCUGAAGAUAAACAGGUGGCAUCAAACGUACGCAUAGGAGACAUCCUGAGCCUCGUGGUGUCGUUAGAGAAGCAGCGACAGUUCGGUCUGCUGGUCUCCGAGUGCUCAGUGCGGGACGGCCUCGGCUGGGCCGAGCAGAGCCUCAUAGCUGAUGAUGGCUGCCCUCUAGACGGCGAGAUAAUGGGACAGUUCCAGUACUCGUCAGACAGACAGACGGCUCGCGUCUCGUUCCCGGCACACAAGUUCCCUUACACCGCCAGUGUGUAUUACACCUGUGAGGUUAAACUGUGCGAUCUGAAGCAUCCUACUGAUUGUGAGCCCUGUUCCCACAAGAGGCGAGUGCGUCGUGAUGAUGAAGGAUCACCGGCUACUGUGGAACUCUUCAAAGGCCUGUACGUCAACGAAGCUGACUCUCCUGAUAACGAUGAGGUUACCAGUGAAAAGAAAGAAGACGAAAUCUGCAUAUCCCAGAAAAACUUCGCUAUGGGCAUCUGCAUAGCUGGAGUUAUUCUGAUGAUUUGCGUCAUAGCUGCCAUCGCCUAUAUCCUCGCUAGGAGACGAAACCCCAAGACUUACUCGCGAACUGGCAGCUCUUUGUACAGUGGGCCUUACACCAACACUGGGUAUUCACAUACCAGUUAAAUUAGUUGGUUGUUUAUGCAAAUGAUGUACACCAUUUUCUUCUAAAACUUCGAAGAUUUGCACUAUUUAAGAAUAAGCGCUAACGACAAGUUUUGAUCGGCCGAUAAUUGGUUUGGGCUCAUAAAUCAGUAUGAAGAUGAAUGGAAGUAUACACGUAACAACUAUUAGAUAUUUGUCCGGUAUCAGGACGAUUAAAAACAUUGUUUUUUUUCCUACUAAAGGGCCAACAGUCAGCCAACUCUUCAUUCUGCUUAACUAUAACGGUAAUGCCGAUGUGACCAAUGGGCGGCAAGUAUACGGCUGGUUAUAGUUUGGUUAUCGUUAUAGUUAAAUGGUGCAACUUACCCAGUGAUUGAAUACGCGCAAUAAAAGUAUUUCUUUCGCUAAAAUAAAGUAAAAAGAUAUAAAAGAUUUAAGCAGUGCUUACUUUCGAGUGUUCCCAUUUGGACAAUUUACAAAUCAGACUAUUAUUUGAGAAAGAAAAGAAACAAAAUAAUUAUGGAAAUAAAAAUGUUCCCUUUAUUUUGAACUGCAGUGUAUGUCAUUUAGCUCAGUGCCAUUUAAGUAUUGGACAUGUAUGUAAAAAAUAUCUUUUAUUUAGACAUUGGUUUCAGAAACAGCGAAUUUUUUAAAUAAUUUUAAAAGUGAAGGUGUUUAAAUUUUAAGUCUUUUUUCAAAAUUUAUCGCCAUUUUAUUAAGUAAAUUUCGCAUAUAAAGUUUAAAUAUUAGGAUAUAUUUUUUUAAUAAAUUAUUUGGAAAUCGAAAUGCCAAUUUGAUGGUGAAAAUCGAAUAACAGUGAGUUAAUAAUUUUUUCAACUUUUUUUUAAGUUGUGGCAAUUUUCACAGCGAGUGAGUCAUAUAUUA